AUGAAGGGUAUAGAUGGAGAUAUUAAAAAACCUGAGACUAUAUUAAGAGGCCAUCGAAUUGAUCUGAAAAGGCGCAGUGAAAUCGCAAAACAAGUCCGACUUCUAAAACUGAAAAAGAAAUCUUACCGAGAUAAAAAUGCAAUUGUUUCACUCAAUACCAUCUUCAAAAAAUCGAAACAGCUGGACUUGGAUCUUAAGAGAACCAAAGCCCAAGAGAAAAAGCCUAAAGUCAAUCCACCAAAGGAAUACAAACUACUUUUUGUUGUUCGGAAUUCUAGAAAUGUCGAAUCGCAAAUUUGUAAAGAUAUUUUAAAGACCAUUGGAUUAACGAGAAUAAACACAGGUCGUUUUAUGAGUAAUUCAGUUUCCAAUUUGGACCUGAUAAAUAAGGUGUUGCCUUUUGUGUACUAUGGAACACCUACCCUAAAGCAUGUUAAGGAUUUGCUCCAUAAGAGGGGUACCAUUUAUCAGCAUAACAAGGCAGAGAUGAUUAGUGGGAAUUUAAUUAUUGAGGAGAAUUUUAGUAACUACGGCAUUUACAGCAUCGAUGAAUUAAUCGAAACUAUAUACAAGGGUUCCACUGGCUCUGAAGAUAUCCUGCUCAAGCUUGGACCCAUAAACUUAUCCAAUUUAAACAUUUACAGCAGGUUUCACACCAUUUAUUUAUACAAUUAUAAUUCUCUAAUUACAGAUACUUUGAGGAUAACCAUAAGUAUGGAAACACGAACAUUAACAACUUACUAA
Molecule: messenger RNA, 744 nt
Organism: Theileria annulata
Lineage: Eukaryota; Apicomplexa; Aconoidasida; Piroplasmida; Theileriidae
Product: 60S ribosomal protein l7-a, putative
Exons: 5
Coding region: 1-744 (247 amino acids)
Biological process (GO): maturation of LSU-rRNA from tricistronic rRNA transcript (SSU-rRNA, 5.8S rRNA, LSU-rRNA)
Cellular component (GO): cytosolic large ribosomal subunit
Molecular function (GO): RNA binding; structural constituent of ribosome
Source: RefSeq, a predicted model, not a curated record